AUGGAUUUGUUCUUUCAACCAACAAAAGGAAGGCCAUUUGCAAUUGAAGUUGGCUACUUCGACUCUAUCUUAGAAAUCAAAGAAAAAAUCCAAAAAUAUCAAGGCAUUCCUGUUCCAAAACAAACAUUAAUUUUCAAAGGUAACAUCCUAGACGAUCAUAUAAAUGUUCAUUAUUCCGACAUCCUCAAUAAUUCUCACAUUCAACUCAUCGUAGAAUCCGAAUCCAAAUCCGAAUCGGACAAGAACAUUAAUAUCAUCAAGGCAGAACAGUCGUCUCCAAGGAAGAAAAUCCAACUCCUCGUCAAGAUGCCAACGUCGUCAAAACUAGGAAUUGCCCUAGAAAUGAACGUUACGGAUAGCGUUAGAAGGGUAAAAGAGAGAAUUCACGAUAUGGAAGGUGUACAUGUGAGUAAAUUAGUAAUGUAUGCUAAUGGAAUUGAAUUGAUUGAUAAUCAAAGUCUACAAGAUUAUGGACUUUCUGAUAAUUCAGAAAUUGAUGUUAGUAUAAUUAAGCCUAAUUAUAUCGCGGCGUCUACGACAACAAUUUCUUCAGGAUCAUCAUCAGGAAAUAAUAUAAACGGAUCGAAGAAAAUAAGAAUUUUGGUUUUGUCUAAAUGUGGUACGAAGAAAUUUCCUAUCGAAGUUAAUCCGUCAGACAAUGUGGGACACUUGAGAAAAGAGCUACAAAUAUUGAACCAAAAAUUGGAAUUAGAUCUUCCAAAAGAAGGGUAUUUUUUUAUUUAUAAGCAAAAUGUGAUGGAUGAUGAUCGUUCUUUUAGAUGGCAUCAUGUUUCUCAAGGUGACACCAUUGAGAUCUUUAAUGGUAGUGUCACUGGUGGAGCUUAA
This is a messenger RNA of Nicotiana tabacum (common tobacco), 846 nucleotides long. RefSeq names its product ubiquitin domain-containing protein 7SL RNA1-like. Lineage: Eukaryota; Viridiplantae; Streptophyta; Magnoliopsida; Solanales; Solanaceae. Gene Ontology annotation, cellular component: nucleoplasm; cytosol. Gene Ontology annotation, molecular function: ubiquitin binding; polyubiquitin modification-dependent protein binding; proteasome binding. Gene Ontology annotation, biological process: proteasome-mediated ubiquitin-dependent protein catabolic process. The record is from RefSeq and is a predicted model, not a curated record.